Oppia nitens is the source of this 726-nucleotide messenger RNA. Its product is annotated as chymotrypsin-like elastase family member 2A. The record is from RefSeq and is a predicted model, not a curated record. Gene Ontology annotation, biological process: proteolysis. Lineage: Eukaryota; Metazoa; Arthropoda; Arachnida; Sarcoptiformes; Oppiidae. The transcript is spliced from 4 exons. The coding region runs from base 1 to 726 and encodes 241 amino acids. Gene Ontology annotation, molecular function: serine-type endopeptidase activity.
AUGAAUGAAAUGUUAACAUUAUUAUUGUUGUCAUCAGUAUUGGUGUCGUUCAGUGUUUGCAUUCACUCACAGAUCAAACACUAUCCGAACGUAACGCUCGACACGUGUGGUAUCGGACGGCAGUCACUGUUGACUACAAAAAACUGUUUCAAGUGGUCAUCAAAUGUGACUACAAGUGUACAAAACGGACGGUUAGCUCAACCGGGAGAGUGGCCAUGGAUUUAUUUUGAUAUUGCAUUACUGAAAUUGAAUUCACAUAUCCCUAUCACACGUACGGCCGGGUAUUAUACGGUAAACGGUAUUUGUUUGCCUGAGAUAAACAUUGUUAACAUCGAUGACGAGUUGGCACUGGUGGCUGGUUUUGGUUAUAUUGAUCGGGGAGUCAGUAAUCCGGGACCGUUGAGAACGGGUUGGUUAAAGUUAAUGAAAACAUUUGGCAAUAUCACAGAUAUAUUUGGCGCUCGGAUCAGAGCCUUUAGAUAUCCGACUAAUGGAGGAAUGGCUACUUGCAUGGGCGAUUCUGGCGGACCAUUGGUUCAAAAUGUUUUAAGUAGUGAUAGUAGUGAUGGUCAGAAUCGGGCCGUACUUAUCGGUGUGAUUGGCGGUGCAUCUGGUAAACCACCGGUCGGCUAUUGUCAUAAUCCCGAUCCCGAUAGUGCAAUGGUUUUUCUAAGAGUAUCAAAAUUUAUUGAUUGGAUUGUUGAUACUGUUUUAAACAAUGCCUAA